Brachypodium distachyon (stiff brome) is the source of this 1138-nucleotide messenger RNA. Its product is annotated as 3-hydroxyacyl-[acyl-carrier-protein] dehydratase FabZ. Gene Ontology annotation, biological process: fatty acid biosynthetic process. The transcript is spliced from 4 exons. The record is from RefSeq and is a predicted model, not a curated record. Gene Ontology annotation, molecular function: hydro-lyase activity. NCBI's taxonomy places the organism in Eukaryota, Viridiplantae, Streptophyta, Magnoliopsida, Poales, Poaceae. Bases 195 to 863 code for a protein of 222 amino acids.
AAGAAGCUCCAAAACCGAGGGCGUGAAGGCGGAGCUCCCAGAGGCCAGAGCAGAAACGCAAAACCCCUCCCUCCCAGCAAAGCCGCCUUGUUCCUAUCGCCGCCUUCUCGAUUUGAAGCCCCCCCGCAUCAAUCAAUCCCCAAGCCCCCCCACCUCACCUCACUCCGCUCUCCCCCCACUCCCCCGCAUCGCCAAUGGAGACCGCGCUCGCCGCCGUGUCCGUGUCCAGAUCCGCCUGCCCCCGCGCCGCCGCGCUCCCCUCCCGGGCGCCGCUCCUCCCCAGCCGCGUCGCCGUGGCGGCUCCCUCCGCGGCGCGCCGGAGCCUCGCCGUCUCCCGCCGCGCCGCUGCUGCUGACGAUAAGGUGGCUGCUGCGCCGGCGGCCGAAGCAAUCCCCAUCGAGAAACAGUACGCUGCCUUCCCGACGGUCAUGGACAUCAACCAGAUCCGCGAGAUCCUGCCCCACAGGUUCCCAUUCCUUUUUGUUGAUAGAGUGAUCGAGUACAAAGCAGGAGAAUCUGCUGUUGCGAUCAAGAAUGUCACGAUAAACGAUAGCUUCUUCCCUGGGCAUUUCCCAGAGCGGCCCAUAAUGCCUGGUGUUCUCAUGGUUGAGGCUUUGGCGCAGGUCGGAGGUAUUGUGAUGUUGCAACCUGAAGUCUGUGGAGCCCAAGACAAAUUCUUUUUUGCAGGGAUUGACAAAGUGAGGUUCCGUAAGCCAGUAAUUGCUGGGGACACCUUGGUCAUGAGAAUGACCCUGACCAAGUAUCAGAAGAGAUUUGGACUUGCAAAGAUGGAUGGAAAAGCCUAUGUGGAUGGUGAGCUUGUAUGUGAGGGGGAGUUCCUCCUGGUUAGUGCUAACGAGUAGCAGCUGAAAGAGAUCUAGUAGUGAAGAUCAUGCACAUUCAUUGUUAGAAUGGGGCUAGGUUCUUUUGUUGCGAGAAUUGGGUUGUAAACCAAAUGACAUCAUGUGAGGCAGUCUUUUACAUCAAGUUUGUGUAUCCAAUGCAACAUAUGGGUUCAAUUUUUGCCUUUGCGGUCUGAGUCCAGCAAUGCUGCUGUUCUUGGCUUCAAAGUCCUAUGCUUGUUCAAAUGGUUGUUUGAUGGUAAUGUAUUUGGCUUCAAAGUCCUAUGCUUGUUCAA